AUGCCUCCCUCCCACGGGCUCCCAGCGACGUUGCAGCCAUCAGCUACGACACAUCGGACACAACCACACAUCUCAUUCAGCUGCCAACUUCCCUUCUUCGAACCGACAUUUGGCGUCGUUAUUCUUCACCCCAAGGUUGCCGUUCAUGCCGUGCCGCUUCCACGGUCCAUGUCGUUUGAUGGAAUACUGUUUUCCCGUGCAGAACAUGAGCCGGAAUCUGUGCUCUGUCAUCCCUGUCCCCUGCUCCCUGCUGCUCCCUGUUCCUCAAUCCUCGCCGCUGGGCCGAGGUUGGGAUUUCCGACGAGUCUACACACCCCAACUGGUAGGUGCCCAGCUCAAGUGACAGUAGGCCCGUCCCAGAUUAUUUAUACAUCCAUUCCGUAUGCUACUUCUCGUACUCUAACCCACCCUAUCUAUGAACCCUAUUUAGGCCAAAGACUCCACUGUCACUUGAGCACGUAUUAUCGUGCACGGUUCUCCCAGGUUAACAGGGGAUGCGCAUUGUCAGCUUGUCGCAUCACUCCUCUUCACUUGCGCGAUUCCCAAUCUCAACUACGCCCUAGACCCGAUAUGGUGGACACAACAGAGGCUUCUUGGGUAUCACGAGGGCAGUUCUGUACCACCAUUCUAACGGCGCACACACCCAUUUGCAUGCUGCAUAUGCACCUAUUCAAGGAAAUCAACGUCUGCGGCCUGCCAGUGACCUACGCGCGCAAUGCACCGCACCGCCCGGCCCUUAUCUGA
Messenger RNA from Colletotrichum orchidophilum, 744 nucleotides. RefSeq lists its product as uncharacterized. The record is from RefSeq and is a predicted model, not a curated record. The transcript has a single exon. Bases 1 to 744 code for a protein of 247 amino acids. Lineage: Eukaryota; Fungi; Ascomycota; Sordariomycetes; Glomerellales; Glomerellaceae.